AUGUUAUACUCAAUAUUGAGUUUAUUAUUAAUUACUCCAGGAGUUUUCGGGGUGGAAUUUAAACUGGAGGCUGAAGAAUUUGAAGACAAUGAUGGUAGUUCGGUUAAAAUCGCUGGAUCUAAGCAUGUGAAGAUUCCAUUCUGUUUACGAAGAGAUGGUAUAGUAAACUUGACACCAAUUUCCACGAACGGGAGUGGAAUUUUGAAUUUCCAAAUAGACGGAAAUGAAAUACCAGGGGCAAACGUUCCUUGUCCCGAAAAAGGCAAUACGUCAGGUGGUAGACGUACAUUUUUGACCAGAGGCCGCCAUGUUCUUAUGAUUUCAGCUGAGGGAGGGGAGAGUGAUCUGGACGCUGUAAAACUUGAUGUAGAUGAUGACAUGCUAACGGAUGCUCAGCUUCAUUGUGAAGUGUUUUGUCAACCAGAAAUACCACAACAUGAUGCACAUCCAACAGAGAAGAGUCCUUGCGCCAAAGUCGUUCAAAAGAGCAAACCAAGUAAGUGUGCUGAAGAGAAGAACGUCUUUAUGGAUUUUUAUCAAGAAAAAUUGAAGAAGUUUCGAAUCACUGCCCAGCAUCCUGCAUACAGAAGUCUGUUGAACGCUCGUCAAGGUGACAAAACCAACUGUUUUAAAUUGGAGGAGAACAUAUGGGAAUUCAAAUAUGACGAAAUAAAACGUUUAAUUGUACAAAAAGAAGACGCCACAUUAGAAGUUAAAGAACGUCCGGGACGCUGCUUCCUGUACGGCGUAUCGUUUCAUUUUAGCCAUGUUCUUCAUGACAUUAACGUCACAGAUAUAAGCGGAUCUUUGGUAUUGGAAUUUCCUGAUCAAACAUUGCAAGGUGACAUGGAGGUGAAGAUGUCGGUAGGCGACACUGUAAUUAUUGACAACACCAUACGCUUGGAUUCUGGACAGACCACUUAUGAAGUUCCUUACCCCAAAAACCUGUGGCAUAAAUCCAAUAAUAAAGUUGAAGUGAAGGUUUGUGGUGAGGGAAGCCAGAACAUUAAGUCCAUCAAGUUGACCAGACGGAAGUUAUCUAAAGAACAAGGGGAGAAGAUAUAUGACGAUGGCGAGUUUGUGGUAGAGAAAGUUAAGCAUGAUAUGUGGUGGCUCGGAGAUCCUGGAAUGAAAGUGACCAUCAACGGAACCAAUAUUACAGAUACAGCCCAUUAUAUUCGAGUCUACAAUCGGGUUGCAUGGGGAGACUACUCUCAGAAUUUCGUUAUUUAUCAAGAUGGCGUCAUUCGACUCCUACCACCAACGACUCAUGGUACUGAUUGGAUACCGUUUGGUACGUUUCUGUUAUCUGGUAGAUUUGAUCCCGAUGCAGAACGAGUAAGCUCACGAAUAGACCAGAUCACCAUCGAACCUGAAACCUCUGAGCUGAGAGUACACUACUCUGAUGGUAAUAUCUGGAGAUAUAAAUUGAACGUUGGUUUAGAUAAAACUGAUGUAGACGUUGAAGUUGAAACUGCCAAUGAAGACCUGUCGAAUCUUCCCUUCCUUCAGAUGCGAUCUAUGUAUGUAGAAGAUGGGACAUCAAACGUAGAUAGAAUGAGCGUGAAUGGUCUUCCUGAACACCAGAUCAUGGAAGAUUGGUCCGCAUUGUAUGGAUCUUCUUUCUUCUUCUAUCGAGGUUGUAUCUCUGAGUACCAUACCCAAUCACCUGAUACACAUGUUCAACUUUUAGAUUAA
Molecule: messenger RNA, 1698 nt
Organism: Lottia gigantea (owl limpet)
Lineage: Eukaryota; Metazoa; Mollusca; Gastropoda; Lottiidae
Exons: 1
Coding region: 1-1698 (565 amino acids)
Source: RefSeq, a predicted model, not a curated record